This is a messenger RNA of Epithele typhae, 648 nucleotides long. Its product is annotated as spindle assembly checkpoint protein. Gene Ontology annotation, biological process: mitotic spindle assembly checkpoint signaling. The transcript has 5 exons. Bases 1 to 648 code for a protein of 215 amino acids. Lineage: Eukaryota; Fungi; Basidiomycota; Agaricomycetes; Polyporales; Epitheliaceae. Gene Ontology annotation, cellular component: cytoplasm; kinetochore; nucleoplasm. The record is from RefSeq and is a predicted model, not a curated record.
AUGGCCCCAACUAGGCAGAAGCAAAAGCCGACGCCCACUCGGCAGGCCAUCACGCUCAAAGGUUCGACUGCCUUGGUGACCGAGUUUUUCAAGUUCGCGGCGAACACUAUCCUGUUCCAGCGCGGGGUCUAUCCCGCGGACGACUUUCAUAUGGUCAAGAAAUACGGCCAGACGGUGCUCGUAACGCAAGACCUCGCACUAGAGAACUAUCUUGAGAAGAUUCUUAAGCAAGUGAACGAAUGGCUUCUCACCGGGGCAAUUACGCAGCUGGUGCUUGCGAUCAUAUCCAAGGACUCACGCACACCGCUCGAGCGUUGGGUGUUCGACAUCAAUCUGGUCGAGCUACCGGCGGAAGGCACGGAGGGCGGCGCGGUGACCUCGAAGCCAGAGAGCGAAAUCCAGGCAGAGAUCCGCAACAUCCUGAAACAGAUUGUGUCGACGGUGACGUUCUUGCCGGUGAUCGACGAGCCGACGGUGUUCAAUAUCCUGGCGUACACGAAAGAGUCGGCGGACGUGCCUGCGGACGAGUGGGUGGAUACGGACCCGCUCGCAAUCGAGGCGUCCAAGAGCCAGCAGGUGAAGCUCCGAAGCUUCAGCACAGACGUGCAUCGGAUCGAGGCCAUGGUCGCGUAUCGAUAUGAGGGGUAG